Molecule: messenger RNA, 816 nt
Organism: Candidozyma duobushaemuli
Lineage: Eukaryota; Fungi; Ascomycota; Pichiomycetes; Serinales; Metschnikowiaceae
Exons: 1
Coding region: 1-816 (271 amino acids)
Cellular component (GO): mitochondrion
Source: RefSeq, a predicted model, not a curated record
AUGUCUCUUCUACGCCUUGCCAGGGCUGUGCCCCAGAGAGGGCUCCAUAUCAGCAGACCUCUUCUAGCUGGCCACCUGAAGUGGCAGAAUAUCCGUCACGAUAAGGCGAAAAAUGAUGCUAAGAAAUCCAAAGAGGCUCACUUUCUUGCGAGCCGUAUCGAGGCUUCAGUGAAGAGUGGAGGCACUGAAGGUAACGCCCAGCUCCAGACGUUGAUGGAGAAGGCCAGGAAAAUGAAUGUCACAAAGAAGAUCAUCGAAAACGCCAUCAAGAGAGGAACGGGUGAGGUGACAGGAGAAGGUUCCGCUGCAGCUCAGACUACCUACGAGUUCAUGGGCCCUAACGGAACAGCAUUCAUCAUCGAGGCAGAAACCGACAAUAAGGCUAGAACCAUCGGCCGUGUCAAGCACGCCAUGACCAAGUUCAACGCUAAUUUGAGCCCUUGCCAGUACUUGUUCCAGAGAAAGGGGGAGAUUGUCUUUGAGCCGCUCAACGAGGACGAGCAGCUAGAUGAUGUGCUUGAGGUGGCCAUUGACAUUGGAGCGGACGAUGUUGAAAACUUCAACGACGUGGACGACGAGUACGGUGGAGCCAGGCUCUUCCGGAUUCUCACCGACCCUUCCGAGUUGAACUCAGUUUCCAACAGUUUGGCCUCCAGGGGCUACAAGCUUCGAGACUCCAAGUCGAUUUUUCACGCGGAGGACCUCAACCAGGUGGACUUCCCAGAGGACCAGGAAAAGGCCUUUGGCAAGAUGAUCCAGCAGCUUGACGAGAUCAGCGAGGUCACCAACUACUACAUGAACAUUCGCCAACUGUAA